Messenger RNA from Tupaia belangeri chinensis (Chinese tree shrew), 1218 nucleotides. RefSeq names its product myosin light chain 9 (gene MYL9). The transcript has 4 exons. The record is from RefSeq and is a predicted model, not a curated record. Gene Ontology annotation, molecular function: calcium ion binding. NCBI's taxonomy places the organism in Eukaryota, Metazoa, Chordata, Mammalia, Scandentia, Tupaiidae. The coding region runs from base 163 to 681 and encodes 172 amino acids.
CCCACCCAGGGCCGGGGUCAGGGUUUCCAGAGCAGGUGGUCUGAGGGUCAGGGGUUGGAGACUCAGGUGGUCUGAGCCCGACCCCCCCGCCAGAGGAACUGGACAGCCCCCUCGCAACCGGAUGUCAGAGGGUCUGGGAAACCCCGCCCCCCUGAAGCCAAGAUGUCCAGCAAGCGGGCCAAGGCCAAGACCACCAAGAAGCGGCCACAGCGGGCCACAUCCAAUGUCUUUGCGAUGUUUGAUCAGUCCCAGAUCCAGGAGUUUAAGGAGGCUUUCAACAUGAUCGACCAGAACCGUGAUGGCUUCAUCGACAAGGAGGACCUACACGACAUGCUGGCCUCACUGGGGAAGAAUCCCACGGACGAGUACCUGGAGGGCAUGAUGAGCGAGGCCCCGGGGCCCAUCAACUUCACCAUGUUCCUCACCAUGUUCGGGGAGAAGCUGAACGGCACGGACCCCGAGGACGUGAUCCGCAACGCCUUUGCCUGCUUCGAUGAGGAGGCCUCAGGCUUUAUCCACGAGGACCACCUUCGGGAGCUGCUCACCACCAUGGGUGACCGCUUCACAGACGAGGAGGUGGACGAGAUGUACCGCGAGGCGCCCAUUGAUAAGAAAGGCAACUUCAACUACGUGGAGUUCACACGCAUCCUCAAACACGGCGCCAAGGACAAGGACGACUAGGCGGCCGACAGCCCGCACCCAGGCCCCACCCCAGGCACUCCCCACACACUCGCCUCUGCCCCCUCCAUGCCCACGACCCAACAGGACCCUCUCAGGGGAUCAUCCUUGGAGGGGCUAGGGUCCCAGCUCCCAGUGGAGGAAACAGGCCCUAGAGGCACAGGGCCAGGCAAGGAACACGCAGCCACAACCGGGAGGGAUUCUGACUGUCCCCUGGGGAGAUAGGCCAGAGGGCACGAGUGGGCGACAACAAGAGAGGGCCCCUCGAGAGCCCAGGCCUCGCUGUGGCCCGCCCAGUCCUGGCUGCCCCCCAGAGGAAGGGGCCCUACAUCCUGGUGUCAGAAACCACUUCCCGUGCAUCCCCACAUGAACACGUGAGCUCACCCAGGUCCCCUCUCAGAGGACAGGACGCUGGAGCCCUCCCCUCCACCCUGUGCAGCCACAGAACACGCCAGCCCCACUGUGUGCUCGGGAGAUGUGGAGAAGUGGACAGGAUGUUUGUUGCCGGGAGGCAGACUCCAAUAGAAGGCUGAGCACUGC